GCUAGGAUUAACAAAAGCAUCGGGAUGCGACGUAUACUGGUCUGCUGCCUUGGCGAAAAAUAGGGCUUGCUUGCCAUGACCAACCGCGAAUGAAGCGCGCAAUAGGUUCGCUCUUUCACACAUUGCCCAAAUACAUUUAGUGCCUCUACAGCUUGGUGUGGAUUAGUGCUUCUGCCCGAAAGUAAAAGUUGCGACAGCCAUGGUGCGCCUGCAUGAGCUUAGCUUGGGCGAUACGUUUGAGGACCUAUUAGUUGAGAUAUGGCACCUGGAGGGAGUGGACGCGGUCUCCAAGCCACGCGACCCGGUCUAUAGCGCCAUCGUGCGCGACCCCACCGGCUAUUGCCGCCUCAUCUACCGCGCAAACAACAACUGCAAACCCAGCAGCGUCAAGCGCGGCAAGUUCUACCGCAUCUGCGGCCGCGUCAGCAGCCACAAAGGCCGCAUGCAGAUCCAGAUCGGCAGCUCCUGGGGCAGAGUGGAGAAGGUCAACGGAGAGGAAUUCACAUGCGGACUGCCGUACAGCCCAGCGACGGACCUCUCGGCGGUUGAGCGAUGGUACGGCACCCUUGUCGUACAUGCGUCGUCGUCCGCCGCCGCCGGCGCUGCUGCUGGCGGAGCUUCCGGCCGUCGUCGACUGCGUGCGUACAUCUUGCCGACGGCGACGGCGGCAGCGGCGGGUAGCGGCAGCGGCUUGCUGACGUCAGCUCCGGUCCCUUGCACGACAGCGGGAUACGUGGAGACGGAACGCGCCGUUGCCAGCAGGGCCCUGAAGGAGGUGCUCCGGGCAGCUCCCGAUGCCGUACGCAUCCUGCCGCUGCCGCCCGUACUGCACCACGACCCCAAGGCAGCCCGGGCAGCCGACGGCGCGCUCGCGGUGUGGCACAUCUUUGCGGGGGUGCUCUGCGUGCCUGAUGAGGACCUCAAGUUUGCGUUUGGGGAGCCGCGCGGCGGCGUCUGGGUGGAUUUGGACGAGCUGACGGCGCUGUCAGCAGCCUCCGCUUCCGCCGCCGCUGGCGGUGUCGGCGUCGGCAGCGGUGCUAAGGGGUUGCCGGAGGCGUGGCGGGCUCCGCUGGCCCAGCUGGUGUCGAUGUUGCGCUCGGCGCAUGCAGCAGGACUCGUGGACCUGCAGCUGGGGCCGGCUGGGGAGGCCGCGACGGCGCAGGUAGCGAGUGCGGAGGCGGCGGCCGAGGCGACGGCAGCGGUGUCAGCGCCUUUGAAGGACGAGCAGAACGUACCGGCGAAGACGGUGGACGAGCAGCAACAGCAGCAGCAACAGCAGCAGCAACAGCAGCAGCCUGCUGUGCCGGCCGCUGCUGUGCCGGCGGAGGCGGCGGAAGUUACCAUGACGGCUGCGACGGCACCAGCAGCAGCAGCAGCGGCAGCCGCCGACACGGAAAAACCCAAAACCGAAGCGGCGGCGGCGGCGGCGCCGCAGCGGCGUCUGCCCGUGACGCUGCUCUCCGGCUUCCUGGGCGCCGGCAAGACCACGCUGCUUCGUCACAUCCUCACCACCCGCGAGCCGGGGUUCCGUUGUGCGGUGGUUGUUAACGACAUGGCGGAACUCAACAUCGAUGCAGCGCUCGUCGCUAACCACCGUCCCAGCUUGAAACCUGCCGCCGCUGCUGGCGGUGCAGCCGCCGGCAAGGCUGCGGCCACAGCAGCAACAGCGGCGCCGGAUCGGUUAGUAGAGAUGCACAACGGUUGCAUUUGCUGCACGCUGCGGGGUGACCUGGUGGCGCAGAUUGCGGAUAUCGCGGCGGACGGGCGGUUUGAUUACUGCGUGGUGGAGAGCACGGGCAUCGGAGAACCUAUGCAGGUGGCCGAGACGUUCGAAUUUCCGUUGGACGGGUCCGACCCAGCAGCGGCGGCGGCUCUGCAAGCGGCGGCGACGGCGAUGGCGGCGGCGGCCAGCGGCGGCGGAAGCAACUCUGCCGUACAAGAGCAGUUGCCUCGGCGGUUGGCUGACGUGGCUCGACUCGACACGUGCGUUACGGUGGUGGAUGCCUCCAACCUCAUGGAGAACCUCCAUAGCCUGGAGACGUUGAAGGACCGCCAGGAGUCGGAGCGCGUGCGGAAUCACGGCGGAGGCCACCGGGAGGGGCCGGCGGUGCGAGCCCGGGAGGCUGCUGCUGCCUCCGCCUCCGCCGCUAAGCACCAGCAGCAGCAGCAGCACACGCACGACCAUGCUGACGGCUGUGGGGAUCACGACGAGCAGCACCACCACCAUCACGAGGGGGUUCACGAGGAGGAGGGCGAUGAGGAGGAGGCGGAUGAGGACGAGCUGGAGCGCAACGUGGCCGACCUGCUGCUGGACCAGCUGGAGUUCGCGGAUGUCAUCUUGCUCAACAAGGUGGACACCGUCCCCCCCGCGCAGCUGCCCCGCCUGCAGGCGCUCGUGUCCGCCAUCAACCCCACCGCCCGCCUGCUGCCCACCUGCCACUCGCGGGUGGCGCUGGCAGAGGUGCUCAACACGGGGCGCUUCAGCCUGGAGCGAGCGAGGGAGGGCGCGGGCUGGCUCAAGGCCAUCCGCGAGGGCAAGGAUCUGGUUCCAGAGACCGCCGAGUACGGCAUCUCGUCCUUUGUGUGGCGAUCUCGCCGGCCCUUUCACCCCGCUCGUCUCCAUGCGUUCAUGGAGUCGUACUUUGUACUGCAGCAGCCGGACUGGUCCCUGGCAGAUGGAGGCGCCGACAGCGGCGGAGGCCGGGAAAGCGAUGCGGAGCAGCAGGCAGCGGCGACGGCGGCGGCAGCGGAAGCGCUGCCGUCGACGGUUGGUAGUGACGUCGCGGCGGCAGCGGCGGCGGCGCAGCACGCGGCUGCAGCGCUGACGGCGGCUUUUUGCGGCGGCGGAG
Molecule: messenger RNA, 2849 nt
Organism: Astrephomene gubernaculifera
Lineage: Eukaryota; Viridiplantae; Chlorophyta; Chlorophyceae; Chlamydomonadales; Astrephomenaceae
Source: the annotation of a GenBank genome assembly